Anarrhichthys ocellatus (wolf-eel) is the source of this 3090-nucleotide messenger RNA. It is a transcript of the gene itchb, whose product is annotated as itchy E3 ubiquitin protein ligase b. Lineage: Eukaryota; Metazoa; Chordata; Actinopteri; Perciformes; Anarhichadidae. Gene Ontology annotation, molecular function: ubiquitin protein ligase activity; protein binding. Bases 161 to 2938 code for a protein of 925 amino acids. Gene Ontology annotation, cellular component: cytoplasm. The record is from RefSeq and is a predicted model, not a curated record. The transcript is spliced from 24 exons. Gene Ontology annotation, biological process: protein K48-linked ubiquitination; protein K29-linked ubiquitination; proteasome-mediated ubiquitin-dependent protein catabolic process.
GUGAGUUUACGAAGAUGGUGGAAGUUUAUUCUUCCUUGAAGUGAAGCACCGACUGAAACCUAAACAUACCGCAGACCCAGGGCGAGGAGUUCACUGCGGCGUUUCCAGUUUGGUUUCACAACCUUCUCUCGGACUCGGGCCUUCACCCCAGCCCUAUGUCAUGGCAAGUGGAGUCACCAAGACGGGCACUUCCAACGGUUACCCUAUGAAGGCACAGCUACAAAUCAUCGUGCUAUCGGCAAAACUCAAAGAGAACAGGAAGAACUGGUUCGGUCCCAGUCCUUACGUGGAGGUGACGGUCGACGGCCAGUCCAAGAAAACGGAGAAGUGCAACAACACCCACAGCCCCAAAUGGAAGCAGCCGCUCACUGUGAUUGUGACUCCAUUCAGCAAACUGGUGUUUCGCGUGUGGAGCCACCAGACCCUGAAGUCCGACGUGUUGCUGGGUAUGGCCACGCUGGACGUCAGUGACACGCUCAAGUCCAAUGACAUGAAAAUCUCUGAGGUGGUGCAGAGCUUGCAGCUGUGUGCAGACCGAGACCAGUCGGAUGUGGUGGGAGACCUGUCCGUCUGCCUGGACGGCAUGACCGUCGACUCGGAGGCGUUCGCUGCGGCCGAGGCCGACCAUCACAGUACAUCGAAUGGGAAUUCGCAACUCAACGGGGAUGAUGCCGUAAGGGGGAGUCGAGACAGCUCCCCAGCGGUGGACGGCGUAGAGCACAGGUCUUCUCCCGGUGGCCGAAGGUCAGUGAGCAACUCGGGGUCUCCCUCGGUGUCAUCGAGGCCCCUCCGACCACCCAGGCCCUCCAGACCUCCACCUCCAACCCCACGCAGACCCACCUCUUCGCCAGCGCCUUCCAGCAACGGAUCUGCACCAGCUGACGGCAGCGAUGGGCAGUCGGGUUCUGACACGCCGGUUCGAACGCCGGCCUCAGGACCCUCGACAGCCCCAGAAUCAAGUCCGUCGGCAGGCUCCGACAGGAACUCAGCGCCGGCCUCCAGCUCUAGAACCACGGCAACCAAACGGCCGACCAGCAGCGCCGCCCCCGCUGUCACCCCUGCUGUCACCCCUGGUGCCCCCCCUGCUGUCCCCCCUGCUGUCACCCCUGGUGCCCCUCCUGCUGUCACCCCUGCUGUCACCCCUGGUGCCCCUCCUGCUGUCACCCCUGCUGUCACCCCAAGGGUCCCCGCCGUCAACGCCGGGCCGUUGCCCCCUGGAUGGGAGCAGAGGGUGGAUCACAACGGCAGGCUGUAUUUUGUCGAUCACGUGGAAAAGAGAACGUCGUGGGAGCGCCCUGAACCGCUGCCCCCUGGCUGGGAGCGCCGCGUCGACCAGAUGGGUCGGGUCUACUUUGUCGAUCACAUGACGCGAACCACCACGUGGCAGCGCCCCACAAUGGAGACGGUGCGUAACUACGAGCAGUGGCAGCACCAGCGCAGCCAGCUACAGGGAGCCAUGCAGCAGUUCAACCAGAGGUUCAUAUUCGGGCUACAAGACCCGGUGUCAGCCGCUCAGAAUAAGGAGUUUGAUCCUCUCGGGCCUCUGCCGCAUGGAUGGGAGAAGAGAACGGACUCGAAUGGCAGAGUUUAUUUUGUACAUCACCAAACGCGAGCAACACAGUGGGAGGACCCACGAACAGAGGGUUCGCUGAAUGACAAGCCUCUCCCAGAGGGCUGGGAGAUGAGGUUCACCGUAGACGGUAUUCCCUACUUUGUAGACCACAACAGGAGAACGACCACCUACAUCGACCCUCGCACUGGAAAGUCCUCACUUGAAAACGGACCUCAGAUCACCUACGUUCGAGACUUCAAAGCCAAAGUACAGUACUUCAGAUUCUGGUGCCAGCAACUGGCGAUGCCUCAACACAUCAAGAUCACCGUAACCAGAAAAACCUUGUUUGAGGACUCCUUCACACAGAUAAUGAGCUUCAACGCUCAAGAUCUGCGGAGGAGGCUAUGGAUCAUCUUCCCAGGAGAAGAAGGCCUCGACUACGGAGGAGUUGCCAGGGAAUGGUUCUUCCUGUUGUCCCAUGAAGUUUUGAACCCCAUGUACUGCCUGUUUGAAUAUGCCGGGAAAGAUAACUACUGUCUCCAGAUCAACCCUGCCUCCUACAUCAACCCUGACCACCUUAAGUAUUUCAAGUUCAUAGGACGCUUCAUCGCCAUGGCUCUUUUCCACGGCAAGUUCAUCGACACUGGUUUCUCACUGCCAUUUUACAAGCGCAUGCUGAACAAGCCGUUGGCCCUCAAAGACCUGGAGUCAAUAGACCCGGAGUUCUACAACUCCCUCAUGUGGAUCAAGGACAACAACAUCGAGGAGUGUGGUCUGGAGAUGUUCUUCUCCGUUGACAAAGAGAUCCUGGGAGAAAUCUCCACCCAUGAGCUGAAAGCAGGAGGAGGAGACCUCCAGGUCACCGAGGAGAACAAGGAGGAGUACAUCAGGCUGGUAGCAGAGUGGAGGAUGUCCAGAGGAGUGGAGGAGCAGACGCAGGCUUUCUUUGAAGGCUUCAACGAGGUCCUCCCUCAGCAGUACCUGCAGUACUUUGAUGCCAAAGAGCUCGAGGUGAUGCUGUGCGGUAUGCAGGAGAUCGACCUUGCAGACUGGCAAAGAAACACCAUCUACAGACACUAUGCUCGAAGCAGCAAACAGAUCUUGUGGUUCUGGCAGUUUAUAAAGGAGAUGGACAAUGAGAAGAGGAUGAGGCUGCUGCAGUUUGUCACCGGUACCUGUCGCCUGCCUGUAGGAGGCUUCACCGACCUUAUGGGAAGCAACGGUCCCCAGAAGUUCUGUAUUGAGAAGGUGGGAAAAGAAAACUGGCUCCCCAGAAGUCACACGUGCUUCAACAGACUGGACUUGCCACCCUACAAGAGCUACGAGCAAAUGAAGGAGAAGCUGAUGUUUGCCAUCGAGGAGACGGAAGGCUUUGGACAGGAGUGAGGGAAACCAGGAGAGGUUCGAAUAGCGGGUGAAGGAGCGCGAAGGAAUAAAAAGACCACCAGUGUUCAACCGGAAGGGUCACGGGUUCUAACAGUAGUGUCUCGUCAAAGUGUCUUUGACUUCCUGAUUUCUUCUUUUUAAGUUUCUCUGCA